Solanum tuberosum (potato) is the source of this 1273-nucleotide messenger RNA. Its product is annotated as protein OS-9 homolog. Gene Ontology annotation, cellular component: endoplasmic reticulum lumen. Gene Ontology annotation, biological process: retrograde protein transport, ER to cytosol; ERAD pathway; endoplasmic reticulum unfolded protein response. The record is from RefSeq and is a predicted model, not a curated record. Bases 111 to 1055 code for a protein of 314 amino acids. NCBI's taxonomy places the organism in Eukaryota, Viridiplantae, Streptophyta, Magnoliopsida, Solanales, Solanaceae. The transcript has 8 exons.
UAGUCAACAAGCAAGAAAUUCUCUGUUUCGCAGACCACUGUAUCAUAUUCUACACCAUAAUUAGGGUUUCAAUUUGGGGCGAAAAAAAAAAACCAGAGAAAAGGAAGAAGAUGAGAUCGGUAUGGUGUUUGAUUGUUCUAAUUUUCUCCAUUAGUCUCUUAUACGGCGUCGUCACUUCCUCUCAGAUAUUAUCUGUUCACGCAGGCGCAUCAUUCAGUCAAAGUUCUAAAGAACCAAAAUAUAAGGUUGAGUUUCAUUCAGAAGACUCACCUUUCCAACCGGAUGAUGACCAGGAAACUAUUCUUAUGCCCAACAAAAACGGGGAGAAGUUCCUCUGUUAUUUGCCUAAAGUCAAUAAACCGAAGAUUGGUAAACCAGUGACAACCAAUAUAAGCAGUUUGGUCGUGGACACUGAGAAACGCAUCAAGUUGAAGACGCCAGAUGAACUACUUGAAGUACUGAAGGAUAAAUGCCUUGUCAGGCAAGAAGGGUGGUGGUCAUAUGAAUUCUGUUAUGAGAAGAAGUUGAGGCAAGUUCAUUUGGAGGAUGAAAAGUUGGUUCAAGAAUUUAUCUUGGGUUAUUAUGAUGCUGAGGCUACCGCAGCUUAUCAUCAGAAGCACUCAGAUAAUUCAGUACUAAAGGAUCCCCGUUCGAAAGAUGCAUCACAAAGAUAUCAUGCUCAUAUAUAUACUAACGGAACCGUAUGUGAUUUAACAAAUGAAAAACGACAGACAGAGGUGAGGUUUGUUUGCUCAGAGCCUAGAGCAAUGAUAAGCUCUAUAACUGAAUUGUCCACCUGCAAGUACGCUCUCACAGUACACUGCCCAACCCUCUGCAAACACCCGCUCUUUCAAGAAGAAAGGUCAGUGUGGCAUACCAUUAACUGUAAUACACUUCCAAAAGAUUUCAGAGAAACGAAAGUUGAAGAUAACUUUGAAAAUGAAAAGAUCGCCAUGGUGACAGGCUCAGUGUAUCAGCCUUCGAUUGAUUCAGACGAGCACGUGAGAGCGGAGGAAGACAAUUCAGAUGAUGAAAAUAUCACCGUAGCAACAUAAUACAUACAUGACCUAUGAAGGAAUUUACUGCAGAAAUGUUACAUUCAUCGACUUAUCGAUAUCAAGCUGCUAAGCCUCAACUCUCUUUCUACUUGUUUAUCUGAUUCAGUAUAGAACUUUUUUGAAAGGUACAACACAUUUUUCUUAAGGUACAGGGAUAGAAGUCAGAUUUGUUGAGGAAACAUGACCCUAAUGUUAUAAUAUAAGAUGAUAUUUUA